CUCGCCGGUGAUCCGAUGGCGGCGCCGCCGCCGCGCGCCAUCGCAGCGGAGCCGAGGAGGGCGCCGCUCUCCGUGGGCCUCGCGCCGCCGCGGCACGGGUCCAGGGCCAGGGCAGGCGUGUCGCGCUCCCGACAGGAAAUUGUUUAUAGUCGUGGACGGCUGGUAUCGACCAAUUUCAAUUCAAGGUCAUCGCUGUGUCCUCCUUGCCGUUGUACUCAAGUGGCUUUUGCUGACACAAAGAUUUCUUAUCAGCCUGAUGCUGAUAAGCAUGCUGGAGUUCUGGCCUAUGAACUGGUUCAAGGGAAGCUUGUACAAUGGAACUCAUUUAUGGACAAAUCAAUACCUGAUCCACCAACAGCUGUACUCCUUCAUGGCAUCCUUGGGAGCGGGAAAAACUGGGGGUCCUUUGCUAAGAGGUUAGCUCAGGAAUUUCCGAUGUGGCAGUUUCUCUUGGUUGAUUUGCGUUGCCAUGGUGAUUCAGCGUCAAUUAAGAAAAGAGGACCACACACUGUUGCCUCCACUGCUUUUGAUGUUCUAAAGCUGAUCGGGCAACUCAGGCUAUCCCCUCGUGUGUUGGUUGGUCACAGCUUUGGUGGAAAAGUGGCUUUGAGUAUGGUAGAACAUGCUGCAAAACCACUUCCCCGUCCUGUUAGGGUAUGGGUACUUGACGCUACUCCUGGUAAAGUUCGUUCUGGGUUAGAUGGCGAAGAUCACCCUGCUGAACUUAUUGAAUUCCUCAGAAGAAUGCCUAGGCAGGUUAAUUCAAAGCAGGAAGUUGUUGAUGCUCUCGUUAAGGCAAAGUUUUCUCUGGAUGUUGCACGGUGGGUGGCAACAAAUCUCAGACGAAGCAGUCCAGUAGGACUACGAUCUUCUUCAAGCUUCUCGUGGAUAUUCGACCUAAAUGGCAUCUCUGAGAUGUACAAGUCAUAUGAAGAUACUAACUUAUGGGGGAUUGUAGAUGAUGUGCCACGGGGGGUUCACAUUAAUUUCCUUAAGGCUGAAAGAAGUUUGCAUAGAUGGGCUCUUGAAGACCUCCAGAGAAUUCAUACCGCGGAGGAGCUGGCUGCAGAUGAGGCUGGAGGAGUGGAAAUGCAUCUGCUUGAAGAUGCUGGACAUUGGGUUCAUGCAGAUAACCCCGAUGGGCUCUUCAGAAUCCUAUCAUCGACCUUCCGCGUCGAGACUUCCAUAAGAGGGGUGCAGGAUUGAGGUACAGAAACCCAAAGGUGCUGCAACUUCGCCACUUUGGCUGGUUAUGCCUGACAUGAAGACGAUACAGGUAAAUUGCAUCGUAGUAGUACAUGUAUUUCAGUUUUGUAGAAUACGGAGAUCUGAAAAAAGAACCGUAGCCAUGGGGCGAGCUGAGAUCAUUGGCGUGGUAGUGCAUUUGUUCAUUCAUUCGGUCCAUGUAUCGUGUAUGUAACUUGAGAGUGGGCUGCAGCUAUACUGUAACGAACCGAAACAUGUAAUUAUCUUGUCAUAUGCUACUGAAUAAAUAUGUAAAUGUUGAAAAUGGUGUUACAAA
Lolium rigidum is the source of this 1522-nucleotide messenger RNA. RefSeq names its product abhydrolase domain-containing protein C22H12.03. Lineage: Eukaryota; Viridiplantae; Streptophyta; Magnoliopsida; Poales; Poaceae. The record is from RefSeq and is a predicted model, not a curated record. The transcript has 13 exons. The coding region runs from base 16 to 1206 and encodes 396 amino acids.